This is a messenger RNA of Trichoderma atroviride IMI 206040, 3978 nucleotides long. Lineage: Eukaryota; Fungi; Ascomycota; Sordariomycetes; Hypocreales; Hypocreaceae. The record is from RefSeq and is a predicted model, not a curated record.
GUCUUUCAUAUUAUUGUAAUUUGUACGAAUACAGAUGAUCGGCAUAGAGAAAUAUACAGUGCUCGCACUUCAAUUCCUCAUACAGCUCCCAAACAAGCGCGCGAUCGAGCAACUUAUGCCUCCUUCGGAGAUGACGGCACUACGGCGACUGCCAAUGCUCAUGGUCAUUUGUUGCAAAUCACGCGCUAUUUCGGGAAUAAACCUUCUGGAUUCUUUUGUGUGGAUCUUCCACUUGCUCCUGAGCCAUGUGUCAUCGAAGCUCGCAUGAAUUAUUUGCAAGAGUCUUGCCAAGAUGCUACGCGCGGGAUUCGUCUUUUCUUCGACGACAGCGAAAACAGUGCACGGUGGAGAGCAAAAACAGGUAUUGACGCAAUGCCAAAAAUGGCCUUUUUGCAGGAUCGCUGGCCAUCUUUCACGACACAGACUUCGGCAUUUUAUUUGAACAUACAAUAUGUGAUAUCCCAGGGAACAGUGUAUCAAAUCUACACAUACACACUUAAGGAAGAAAAACUAUCAACUCCUCCACAAGUCCCGGUAUUGAAGAUUGACGCCAACUUACUUCUUCGAAAUCUCAAUUUUAUCGAGGAUGGCGAUGAAAAUGAACGUGAGAGCGAUGAUGCCCACUACACUCAUUUUAUUCUGAAUGAUGGCUACUCGGUAGCCACUAUGCAUAAGGUCCGCUUGAAUGCGCCACAGAAUCAGGAUGCCGUUGCAUUGUUUACAUCACUAUUCAUCAACGGACGACUCCAAACUUUUGAUGAUUCUGAAAGUGGCGACGAGAGUGAAGACUUAUAUGCGAAGCUAGAUCAGCAGGCACUAACAGAUCUGAUAGAACAAGGCUUCUUGAAAGUGACAUUGGCCUACAAGCUAGAUAUUGUUUCUUCAAGCAAAGUAAAGAAGGCUUCUGCGUUUUCUCGUGGGGACCUUCUGGCCGCAGAGCUGAUCCUUAAAACUCCAUAUGAGAGAAUGCUGUUUUCCGAAGACGAGCAUCUCAAUUUCAUCUUGAGGCGAAAUUUGGAACACAUUUUAUCUGUUUGCAGCAUUCCUGUUGAGGACUUUGAAGAAAAUGAAGUAUUUUCGGCUCCCAGCGAUUCACCAUAUUGCAAAGCAAUUGCACUUACAUGUGGAGAUGUUUCUGGUCAUCGGAUUGCAACCACAGCAAGCUUCUACGCUUUUCAAUUUUUACUUAAUGCUCUAAAAUUCUUUCAGAAAAAGGGCUUAACUUGUGCCUGCCCUGCAGGAAUUAAUUUAUGCGAAGAUUAUGCAUGCAAAAUGUACUCGAGAAUCCGAUUCACUUGCCGGGGACAUCUAAGAUGGCUUCAUUAUGCUCAUAUAUCUGCAAGUGAAAGCCCUCAUAGCCCCAGCUACUGGGCUACAGGUGAAACAAUACCUGUGUGGGAAAGCAAAAUUGACGAGAUUUCGAUCACUACUACGCUUUGCAAUUUGAUCAAAGCUGCAGGCUUAUGCCAAUUAAUCGCAGAUGAGAAUACAAGACAUGAAGUUGCUAAAGAUUUCGGAGAUAUGGCAAUCUGUUUGAUCAAUAGCCUUCACCACCAUAAUAAGAACAACGAAUACAUCUUUCCACGUUUUAAGAAACGAACACCGCAUACGUUUUAUGCUAGCGAUCACGCCAUCAUCUGGUGGGCCAUCAAAUCAACAGAAGAGCUGGGCCUCGCGUCGAUCUGCUAUAUCCCUCCGGAUAUUGGGCAGCGUGGAAUGAGUUACUCGUCCACCAAAAUUCAGAAAAGCAUGCUCAUGAAACUGGCGGCCGAGAAUCCCGAUGGAAGAAGAAGUAUGCUCACCACUUCUCGCAACCUCUCUGAGGACAGAUUUCGACUAGGAGUCAAUGAUACUAUCCUUUUUCACGCCAUGGAGGUUGGCCUAUUUAAUAAGCCUAAUAGUGUUGAUGAUACAUCGAAUUUUUGGAAAAACAAAGUCGAUGUUUGGAAAAAUAUAGUCGAUUGCCAAGGGGAUCAAGAUCCUGUUUUAAGCGAUCCACUCGAACUCGCUUUAGUUUUAAUCCUGUCGGCAAACAACAAAUGUAUCAAUUCGCGACCAGCAAGAGAAGUGUAUGACUCUACGAAAUCAUUUUUAUUUACCAUUUCUUCGCCGAAUGGGCUCUUCCCCGGGCAAUUGGACGAGAAUCAGGAGCCUGCACUAUUCGGCAACGAAACUUCACGUGAUUCAUAUUGGCAUGUCACGUUCGAGUUGCCUUAUAUUCUAUGGAAUUAUCAAAAACAGCGACCAAUCAGCCAGUGUCCGCUUACGGCUGAAAUUAUUGCGGACCAAAGAUUUUCUGAGCUUUUUCAGAGGAUGGAAAAGACAAUUGGACGAAUAGAGGCAAUGGCGGCUAGUCCAACUGCCACGAGAAGCGUGAAUGAGAUACCGAACGAAUGGCUAUACGACGAACCAAAUUUUUUCAAAUUCCACCACGAUGUAUCCAGCGACAGCAUUGUACAGUUUUGUGAGAAUAACAAAAAUAAACAUUACGGUAUAGUAAUAGAUGAAGCAAUGCUAAUUGUACAGAACGAAAAUAAUUACGAUGUCUUUAAAGAUGAUAUUGCCGGAUAUAUCGUUGAUGUUCCAAGAAGUAAGGGAUUAUACUCGAAGACACGUACAUUUAAUCUACAAAAAGUCACCAAAAGCGAAAAUUUUGGUUCAUGUAUCCAAGAACAACGAACUCCUGCUAUUUCGAAGAAGCGACUUUUCCAUUUUUACCCUCUGAGCUUGAAUGUCGCAUUAGCGUCUUUCGUCGCAUCAUCUGAAAAGGAUGCUAUAGCGUUAUUCUUUGAUCGACACGCAUCAUACGAUCGAUAUUUUUCUGAAACCACAACCUUAGCACACAACAAAUGGACAACUGAGCUGCAUCUUCCCUUCUAUCAGAUAAGCAAUCAAGAACCAUCAUCCGGUAAAUACCGUACUGUUGCAAAGAUGGUGGGAAUCCCGUUCUUACGCAACAAUGGGAGUGAAGAGAACACUAUAUGGAUCAAUAGAGCUACAAUGAGCUUCAGAUUUGACGGAGAUAUCUUUGAUCGCUAUUGGACAUGCCAUUUUAUUGAAUACAGCCCUCGAAUUAUAUAUGAGGGGCAGAAGAAUACAUAUAAAGGGGAGCAAAACCCAAGCAGCAUAUUAACUAGACGAAUCGACGACGCAUCAAAAGAAAGCUCGUGGAGACAGCGAAGAAUUUUGGAGCUCAUUCUAUUUGACCUGAUGCUCGAAGAGAUGUUGAGAAGUACUAAGGAAAUUCUCAUGGAGAUCCGAUCGCGCAUUGAAAGAAGUUUUGAGUCUGAAGCAAUAACCGGUCUCAACGACAAGGCCUCAAAAUCUAUGCUCUUGGAUCCCCUUAAUCUUAUCGAUAAGGUCGACAAUAACAUUUUUCUUUCCACAAGUACCUUAUGGAAUGAGCUUGAACCUAUCUUUCAACUGAUGAAAGAUUUGCUUCAUGAGAAUCUGGAGACAAUUGCAAAUUGGACAGAUCGAGAGAAAAACCGCGGGCUUGAUGAGCCACACUGGACCCUGAAUGAUGAGAGAAGCUACCGACGAGCUAUAUCUGCAUUACAAGCUUCCAACCAGCGAAGAGUCGAUGAACUUAAGCGAUAUAAUGCAGAUAUAGCAUCUUUCAACGCUUCAUUUGCGAGAAAACUGGAGGUCAUGCGCAGUGAGCUUGAUCGACGUGGUGCCGAUGAUAUAAGACUCUUCACGUAUGUGACGGUCGUCUUUUUACCUGUUGGCUUUGCCACGAGCGUGUUCAGUAUGAAUGGAUCACCAUCAGGUGAUACACUACAUGGAAUGAUUAUCCUCGCGAUACUCGCUUUGCUCAUUACUUUUAUCGCUUUGGUCAAUGCUCGUAUCUUGGACAGAGUUUUGGGGCCCCUAUUUGGGGCAUGUCGUGUUAUAACUGAGGGUAUUGUCAAUCCACUCAUUAAUGAAUUGCACAAACUUGCGCAACCAAUCGGCAAAUCUGUUUACCUUCUAAUA